GUUUUUCCAAAAGAAGAAAUCGAAGCAAAAGCCAAACGUCGCACCGCGGUCCGCUUCGUUUUCUUGUAUUUUUCACUCAUUUUCCCCACCGACAAAUCACCAAAUUUCUCCUUAAAUUCUUACAUAAAUUUCCAUUUAAUUGUUUAAUUUUCAUGAGCUAAAGCUUAAAAAGAAAGCAGUUUUAGCACCGAAUCAUUUGAAAAAGAAUUUGAAAAUGUAUACAUUGAAAGAUAAAGUAGCUGAGGGUCUUUCACGUUUAUUUUCAGAUUCAUCAAAUCAUUCUACUCCAUCUGAUCUUUCUCAGGCUAGUUUGUAUUCCAAAGGAUCAAGCUCUUUGUAUUCCAUUUUUUCUUAUAUUACCCCUUCCGUAAGCUCGGGCGGGUCUAGAUCGAAAGAUCAUGGAAGUCAUCUCAAGCCAAUCGAGUCACUUCCUAUUAGAUGGAAAUAUAGGAAACUUGAGUUGCAAGAUGAACCCUUGGAUAGCUAUGAAGACCUCAUAAUUCCUUUUACAAAUGAAAAAUUAGUAAGGGUUCAUGAAGUUAAGAAGAAAAUUUCGGAAGAUAGUGACAACAAGCAAACUAUUAGUCCUCGGGGUGAGGAUAAGGACCGUACCUCCGAGAGGAGUGAUUCCGAUGAAUUUCAAGAUACACGAGAGCAACGGAGUUCAAUAAAACCUCCACUGAACCUUUCUGAUGAAUCGGUGUUUAUUACCUGUGAUUUGUACGAAUUCUUGGUGUCUUCCCUUCCCAAUAUUGUUAAAGGGUGUCAAUGGAUGUUGUUGUAUAGUACGUUGAAACAUGGUAUAUCACUUCGUACGCUUAUUCGCAAGAGUGCUGAACUUCCUGGCCCUUGUUUGCUGAUUACUGGAGAUAGGAAAGGAGCCGUCUUUGGUGCAAUGCUAGAAUGUCCCUUGAAACCAACACUCAAGAGAAAAUAUCAAGGAACAAACCAGACAUUUGUUUUCACAACUGUAUAUGGUGAACCGAGGCUAUUUAGACCAACUGGUGCCAAUCGUUAUUACUAUAUAUGUUUGAACGACUUGUUAGCAGUUGGUGGUGGUGGCAAUUUUGCUUUGUGCUUGGAUGGAGAGCUUUUAACCGGAAGUAGUGGACCUUCUGAAACAUUUGGGAACUUGUGUUUGGCUCAUAACCGGGACUUCGACCUUAAUAAUGUCGAGCUAUGGGGUUUCACACAUGCAUCACCAUAUGCCUCAAUUGAAAGCAACUGAAAAGAAUUCUUCAGAGAGAAAUACUUAUAGCUCCAAUUGCAUGGUUAAGGACACAUACUAUCUUCUUCGACUUGUAAUAAUCUAAAUCCAUCAAUCCCUGCAAUGUGCCCUCAUUUUGGGGUUUUAGAAAUGAAUUAUGAUGACAAAUCUGGUUGUAGUUAGGGUUUAAAAUCAUUUGGGGGGGGUUGUUUAAUUGAGUAGUACAGUGAGCGAUUCAUAUUUCUUUCUGAUUACUGCUAUCUUCUAAUCUAUUAAUGUUUCUAGUAUGAACAAUUUGGCUGUAUCAUUUGUAAAACUUUUUUAUUGUUUUAUUAAUAAUACAUAUUUAUUUU
Messenger RNA from Gossypium raimondii (Peruvian cotton), 1560 nucleotides. RefSeq lists its product as uncharacterized. NCBI's taxonomy places the organism in Eukaryota, Viridiplantae, Streptophyta, Magnoliopsida, Malvales, Malvaceae. The record is from RefSeq and is a predicted model, not a curated record. The coding region runs from base 215 to 1228 and encodes 337 amino acids. The transcript is spliced from 8 exons.